Parnassius apollo (apollo) is the source of this 987-nucleotide messenger RNA. The record is from the annotation of a GenBank genome assembly. NCBI's taxonomy places the organism in Eukaryota, Metazoa, Arthropoda, Insecta, Lepidoptera, Papilionidae.
AUGCAAUCGCUACGAUGCAGAGGUGCUCUAGCUCUGAACAAGAAAUGGACUAAGAUAUACAUCAUUGAUCCUGAUAGGGGAUAUCAGGAAGAUAAAAUAGACGAAGUCUCGGAGAAAGAUCUUAGACUGGAAGGGAUAUUAUUGAAGUUGCCUCACAGCAUCCAUAAUAUUUCGACUAAAUUGACGCAGUCCAACUCAUUUAUAAUCAGCAACAACAACACUUUUGCUGUAGCUGGAGUCAGUCUGGCAAAAGACAAACAGCUUGCAGUGACAGUGACCCGCAGUUGUUGGGGCCUUUGGGACACCAGUACAGGAAGACUCUUGGCACAGCUGGCUGACGCUCCACUGGGAGCGAUUGUCACCCACGCUGUGAUCACACCCGCUGGCGAUAGUGUGAUAACUGCUGAGUCGGGUAAUGUUGUGAUUUGGGAUAUCGCAGAGAAACAGAUUGUGUUCAAAGAGGAACAGAAAGGUGUAAAGCAAGUGCUCCUUCUAGAAGAUGGAACCAAAUUCAUCACGAUCUCAAUGCAAGUGCCGAUAGACAACAACGAUAACUUGGCUGUGGCCAUUAUUGUUGCCAGGACGAUUCCCGACGGUGAAAAGAUCUACACUGCGGAUUACGAGCUAAGAGGAACAGGUUACAGAGCUGCGGUAGUGUCAGCGGAUGAACACCACGUGGAAGCCCCUGGUGUUGAUAAAUCUUCUAGAGAUUGUCUCCACGUAUUUCACGCUAGAACUGGUGCUAGACUCCAUAGAAUUCCAGUAAAGAACAGCGGGAUCAAAGACAUGCAGUCGAUUGUAGCUCUGCCACACAAACCACACUGGGUAGCCGUAGUUGGUAAUGACAAAGCUGGCAUUCUAGAUAUUAAAACUAAGCGACAUGUCAGGUUUGUAAAUUCCUUAUUUAUAUCAAUACCACCAAAACGAGAUAAAGAAUGUAAACCAACUAUUAAAAUAGAAAUAACAGAAUAUUUUUAUAUAAUGUAG